AUGAGGAUCAGAGAUGACAAGGUAGUUGGAAUCACCAAUUGCAAUAAAACAGAAUCUGGACAGAUUAUUACCACUAGAAGAAAAUGUCUUAACGAGCAAAAGGACAAGACGAUCUCGUACAGAGCUGAGAAUGUGAUCGGGACUGGUUCUUUUGGAGUUGGAGUUGUCUUUGAGGCAAAGUGUAUGGAGACAGGAGAGCAAGUAGCUAUAAAGAAAGUGUUACAAGACAAGAGAUACAAGAACAGAGAGCUUCAGAUAAUGAGAAUGCUUGAACAUCCUAAUGUUGUUGAGCUGAAGCAUUCUUUCUUCUCCACAACAACAACCCACACAGUUAAAGAGCUCUAUCUUAACCUUGUUUUGGAAUACGUACCAGAGACUAUUUACCGUGCUUCUAGACACUUCACCAAGAUGAACCUUCACAUGCCUUUGAUUUAUGUUCAGCUUUACACUUAUCAGAUUUGUCGUGCUAUGAAUUACCUGCAUGGAGCUGUAGGAGUGUGUCACCGUGACAUUAAGCCGCAAAAUAUAUUGGUUAAUACCAUUACACAUGAGCUAAAGAUUUGUGAUUUUGGAAGUGCCAAAAUGUUGGUUCCUGGAGAACCGAACAUAUCAUAUAUAUGUUCACGGUAUUACCGAGCACCUGAGCUCAUAUUUGGUUCAACUGAAUAUACAACCGCCAUCGAUAUGUGGUCUGUAGAGCCUAUCUUCCCUGGAGAGAGCAGUGUUGAUCAAUUGGUAGAGAUCAUCAAGAUUUUGGGGACACCAACAAGAGAAGAGAUAAAGAAUAUGAAUCCUCGUUACAAUGAAUUUAGGUUCCCUCAAAUCAAAACUCAGCCAUGGCACAAGAUAUUCCAUAGAGAGGUAACAGCAGAGGCCAUGGAUCUUGCCUCAAGACUCCUCCAGUAUUCACCAAACCUAAGAUGCACAGCGCUUGAAGCAUGUGCACAUCCGUUCUUCGAUGAUCUAAGAGACCCAAGAGCAUGCUUGCCAAACGGAGGACCACUGCCUCGCUUAUUUGAUUUCACAGCUCAAGAAUUGUGUGGUGCAUCUGUUGAAUUGCGACAUCGCUUGAUCCCCGAGCACGUGAGGGAAUCAGUAGGUCUGUUUUAA
Messenger RNA from Microthlaspi erraticum, 1110 nucleotides. Lineage: Eukaryota; Viridiplantae; Streptophyta; Magnoliopsida; Brassicales; Brassicaceae. The record is from the annotation of a GenBank genome assembly.